Messenger RNA from Knipowitschia caucasica, 1107 nucleotides. NCBI's taxonomy places the organism in Eukaryota, Metazoa, Chordata, Actinopteri, Gobiiformes, Gobiidae. The record is from the annotation of a GenBank genome assembly.
AUGGGCGACAACGAGGCUCUCCGAGAAGUUUUGUUAGAAAUUACUUCUGACAAAACCUCGUUAGAAAAGUUGAAAUGGAGCGUCGGCAUUUCUUUGCGCUGGAUCAUCAGCCAGCUCCACAGUUUGGACAAGUACAAAGUCAUGGAGCUGAUGCACAAAAGCUCAGAGGAAUGUUUUCACCUGGCUAUGAAGAUUUUAGAAUCACAAGGAAACCCAGUGGCGUUAAAGGCACCAGAAGCUAAAGAUAUCUCAGAAUACACCUGGAAGAUGUUUUUGCAUGUACAAAGUUUGACAUGGGACGAAUACAACACAUUUGUCUCCUCAAUGGGAGAGGAGUUAGAACAGAUCUGGAAACGCAGACUGGAUGCAGCGGACCAGUCCCAGACAGUGCAGCUGGUGGAGACUCUGUUCCAUCAAGACCCGAUUGCAUUCUCUCUGAUCCUGGAGGAGAUGUGUGCUCUGAAGGUCAUACAGAAGUUUGCUGAUGCCAAAGGAGCAGGAGGAGCAAGUGAAGUAUUUGGAAAAUUGAGUGACAGAGAAUUGGACAAACUAAGGCCUUAUUUGAAGUACUAUUUGCCGCACAUUUCUUCUCAUGAACUUAAGAAGACCGGUGGUGACGGCAUCGUCCGCCUGAUGGAGAAAAACGCACAUCUCAGCUUCAAAGAGAUGAUUGAAAAAGUGUUGAAGCGAAUGGACAGGACUGACCUCGUGUGGAGGUUAUCACCUCCAUCAGAGCAGCAGGACCCUCCAUCAGAGCAGCAGGACCCUCCAUCAGAGCAGCAGGACCCUUCAUCAGAGCAGCAGGACCCUCCAUCAGAGCAGCAGGACCCUCCAUCAGAGCAGCAGGACCCUCCAUCAGAGCAGCAGGACCCUCCAUCAGAGCAGCAGGACCCUCCAUCAGAGCAGCAGGACCCUCCAUCAGACCAACCAGAAAGAAGAGCCCCCCCUGCAGGCCUGGAGAGAGAGUACACUGUGCUCAGUGUGUUCCUGCAGCACGGUCUGCAGACUCUGUAUAAAGUGGCUCUAGUUUUGUCCAACAUGGGUCUGAGAGACGAGGCACAGAGUCUGAUCCACACUCAUCCUCAACACAGCGCAGAUACAAGGUGA